Molecule: messenger RNA, 1925 nt
Organism: Solea senegalensis (Senegalese sole)
Lineage: Eukaryota; Metazoa; Chordata; Actinopteri; Pleuronectiformes; Soleidae
Product: gamma-aminobutyric acid receptor subunit gamma-3
Exons: 9
Coding region: 22-1389 (455 amino acids)
Biological process (GO): synaptic transmission, GABAergic; gamma-aminobutyric acid signaling pathway; nervous system process
Cellular component (GO): postsynapse; synapse; dendrite membrane
Molecular function (GO): inhibitory extracellular ligand-gated monoatomic ion channel activity; benzodiazepine receptor activity; transmitter-gated monoatomic ion channel activity involved in regulation of postsynaptic membrane potential
Source: RefSeq, a predicted model, not a curated record
GUGUGACAGGGUGAGUCAAACAUGUCAGUGAGCGUGUGCUGCUGGUAUUGUAAUGUGAUUUACAUCUGCCUGAUGUCACUGAUGCUGCUGCAGCACACAUGUUGUGCGACUCUGGAGUAUGAUGGAGAAUACGAGGACGUCAUCGUGAACCAGAUGUUAGCUCCUAAAUCACAGGAAAGCGACGCCACAGAGAUUCUUAACAGUCUGCUGAGAGAGUACGAUAAAAAACUGAGACCUGACAUCGGAGUGAAACCAACUGUCAUUGAUGUGGACAUAUUUGUGAACAGCAUUGGACCAGUGUCAUCCAUUAAUAUGGAAUACCAGAUCGACAUUAUCUUUGCGCAGACGUGGACCGACAGCCGCCUCAGAUACAACAGCACCAUGAAGAUACUGACUCUGAACAGCAACAUGGUCGGACUUAUCUGGCUUCCAGACACCAUCUUCAGAAACUCCAAGAACGCAGACUCACACUGGAUCACAGUUCCGAACCAGCUGCUCCGAAUAUGGAAUGACGGGAAAAUACUUUACACCUUAAGACUGACGAUAAACGCAGAAUGCCAGCUGCAGCUGCACAACUUCCCAAUGGACGAGCACUCGUGUCCGCUAGUCUUCUCCAGCUAUGGAUACCCACGAGAUGAGAUGAUUUACAAGUGGAGGAAGAACUCUGUGGAGGCAGCCGACCAAAAGUCAUGGCGUCUCUACCAGUUUGAUUUUAUGGGUCUGAGAAACACGACGGACGUAAUCAAGACGACGUCAGGAGACUACGUGGUGAUGACAGUUUACUUUGACCUGAGCAGGAGAAUGGGUUACUUCACCAUCCAGACUUAUAUCCCCUGCAUCCUCACCGUCGUCCUAUCAUGGGUUUCCUUCUGGAUCAAAAAAGACGCCACACCUGCCAGAACUGCUUUAGGUAUCACCACAGUGUUGACAAUGACGACUCUCAGCACAGUGGCCAGGACAUCAUUACCCAGAGUCUCCUACAUCACUGCCAUGGACCUGUUUGUCACCGUAUGCUUCCUGUUUGUCUUUGCCGCUCUGAUGGAGUACGCUACGUUAAAUUACUACUCAAACAGCACCAGAAGACCUGGCUGCAGGAAACCCAGGAGACCAAACUACUCCGUCCUGGACGCUCGACCUCCGCACACCGUCAUCACUCUGAACAACUCCAUGUACUGGCAGGAGUUUGAAGACCCGCAUGUGUGCGAGUGUCUGGACGGAAAGGACUGUCAGAGCUUCUUCUGCUGCUUCGAGGAGUGUAAAGACGGAGCGUGGAGAAAGGGACGCGUCCACAUAGAUCUACUGGAACUGGACACAUACUCGCGGGUCUUUUUUCCUACGUCCUUCUUGCUCUUCAACGUGGUCUACUGGGUGGGUUAUCUCUACCUUUAGCACCCGUGUGGUUCUGGUUCCAAAGGCAGAACAGCACAAUCUUUCAGGGGAACUUAACGUCGAACAACGAAGGUAACACCAAACAAACUCUGGAUCAGUUACCUGGAGACAAACACACCUGUGCCAUGAUGAACACAAACUUCUCAGACAGGAAACUUAACAACGCAGAUUAUCUUUUUCUUGCACAUUAUUUGUGCAAGAAAAAACUUUAUCCUAUACAGGAAAAAGUAUUUUCUUGCACAAAUAAUCUGCAUUCUGCAUAAGGAACAGGGUUUUUCUCCCAGAUUACAUUUGCAGGGCUCACACAUUUUGAAGUCAGUUUAGAGUGAGAUUUCGUGGGGAAAGGCAGGGGUAGGUGAGGGGUUAUGAUUGUGUUGUAGGCGUUGGGGGCAGAUUUUCAGGCCUUCAGGUCAGGGGUAGAUGGCUGACAUCUUUGAAACAAAUGUAACGAUUAAUGUUUGCAUGGCCAGAAUAUAAAUUCUUAAAUAUGUAAUAUUACAACUAAAAGUAGCCUCCUGACUAAAAUGGACUAUGCA